Messenger RNA from Trichobilharzia szidati, 1349 nucleotides. The record is from the annotation of a GenBank genome assembly. NCBI's taxonomy places the organism in Eukaryota, Metazoa, Platyhelminthes, Trematoda, Strigeidida, Schistosomatidae.
CUAGUGUUUAUUGUAUAAGAUAACACGAAGUGGUGAUGCCAUCUCUCACCAUUUGUGGUAAUUCUCUCCACAAAAUCGGAGAAGAAACGAUGAGACAGACGCGAAAUACUCUGUAUUCUGUAUUAUUCAUUGGAUUGUAUUUCGUUGGACUAUCAUUUGCAGAAGCGUUUAUAGAACUGAAUGACAUAGCAGAUCUCGUUCAGAAUGUAACGAAGGCACGAAUUGCACCUAAUUUUGGACGACAUGGACCAAAGUCGAGUUAUUAUUACACCCAGAAUAAGAAAUAUAAUCAGUCAGCUCCAAUUGCAUUUGAAACUUUUUAUAAAUUUUCGUAUGAUGUUCCACAGGAAUUGUAUAUGCGGACGCGAUUUAUAAUAAAAUAUUACGGUGAAGAGUAUAAAUCAGUUGGUAUAUUGGCGACAGGUGACUUGGUCAUUGGACCAAUAGAUUCUGAUAGCUCGGAUAUGAGAAGAAUAAAAACAUUCCCUGGAAGAGCGAAAGGGGUAAAAGUGGAAAUAAUUAAUGACAACAGUUUUUUAGCCAUUAAAUGGUUGGAUUUAACAGUUAUCAAUAAAUUUGGGGAGGAAACAGUGGAAAAUGUCGAGGUUGUCUGUGUCAUAUACCCCAGUGGAAAUAUAUUGAUUUACUUCGAGAAGAUACCAGAAGAAGGUGAAAGCGCAGAUGUCAGAGUGAUUGUUGAAGAUGGCUUAGAUUUAGUGGCAGGGAGUGGUAAAAGGCUUAUGAUGUCAUAUGGCACAGAUAAAUCACCUUGGUUUGCGUUGAAAACGCGCAUGCUGAUGGAAUUCACUCCAAAUCCAAACAUUUGCUCUGUACAACGAUCGUCUCAACAGUGCAGCAAUGCAUCAACAGAAGAUGUCACCUGUUAUUGGUGUGCUAUGGGUGGAUAUUGUAGCAAUGGUUGUGAUUCUAAAUUUCUGUUUUGGCAAAAUCCAUAUUGUCAUCUAAAUUCAUUAUUGUGACAAUCUCGUGUGGUUUAUGGCUAUUGGUUGGGAGAAGAAGGUCGACGGACACUACUCAAAAAGCUGCUACAGCAAUCAUAUUCGAUUUGAAACGUGAAGGCAAACUAUAAAUCAUCAUCGAAGUGUACAUUUGUAUUCAGGAUUCAAUUUAUUUAUUUAUUUAUUCAUUCAUUCAUUCACUCACUUAUUUUUCAAUCUUGUUUUAUCAUUACUUCAUCUUAACAAUAAUAGAACCAAAUGACUAUUAUUAUUAUUAUAGUUAUCAUUAUUAAUAUUAUCAUUUCAAACAAAGUGCCUAUAGACGAUAUAUUAUCUUCACUUAUAGUGGAUCAUUUUCAUUGUAAAUUAAAGAAUAAACCUAGUUGAUUC